AUUACAUUCCGCAAAACCAUGCUGACAAAGUACCUGAAGAAACUCGUCACUUCCGAAUGGAACCUCUCCUACCUAAAGUAUCUCGACUGGGUCGGUCAUAUCCACACGACUACGCCAUUGAAGAAAUCCACAAUUAAUGUGGAGUAUAUUCACAUUAAUGCGCUGUUCGGAUAUGUUGCUGCUGUGGUUGUAGGUGCAUUGCAGAAGUGCGAUGAGUGGGAUGAGGAGGUUAGGGAUGAUAUUGUUAAUGCCUAUAAUAAGUUCUUUUGGGUGCAGAAUGACUUGUUUGCUAGGUAUUAU
Molecule: messenger RNA, 300 nt
Organism: Kickxella alabastrina
Lineage: Eukaryota; Fungi; Kickxellomycota; Kickxellomycetes; Kickxellales; Kickxellaceae
Product: Protoglobin-domain-containing protein
Exons: 1
Molecular function (GO): heme binding; oxygen binding
Source: RefSeq, a predicted model, not a curated record